Molecule: messenger RNA, 588 nt
Organism: Dujonia railenensis
Lineage: Eukaryota; Fungi; Ascomycota; Pichiomycetes; Serinales; Debaryomycetaceae
Source: the annotation of a GenBank genome assembly
AUGGACAUCAUUUUAGGUAUCAGAGUUCAAGAGGGAACUAUAAUUGCUGCAUCCAAAGCAGCCACCAGAGGGAUCUCCAUCUUGAAAGAUACUGACGACAAGACUAGAAUCCUUAAUACACAUAAUUUGGUUGCGUUUACCGGAGAAUCCGGUGAUACGGUGCAUUUCACUGAAUAUAUCCAGGCCAACAUCCAAUUACACACAAUGAGAGAAAAUGACUUGGAAUUAUCCCCAUCAGCAGUUGCCUCCUUUGUAAGAAACCAAUUGGCCACUCUGCUUAGAUCCAGGAAACCAUACCAAGUGAACGUCUUACUUGCAGGAUAUGAUGUUAAGACGAACACACCAACAUUAAAUUGGAUCGAUUACUUGGGCACUCAGACCGAAUUACCAUACGGUGCCCACGGAUACGCUGCAUUCUACUGUUCCUCUUUAUUGGAUAGACACUAUAGGACAGACAUGAAUAUUGACGAGGGAUUGAAAUUGUUGGACGACUGUUUGGAAGAAUUGGAAAGAAGAAUGCCAAUUGACUUUAAGGGGUGUUACAUCAAGGUUGUAGAUAAAGAUGGUGUAAGAGAUAUAACCAAGUAG